AUGUCGAGUUGGGAUCUGCUCGACGAGCGGAGUGAGACGGAACUUCACAAAGCCCGUCUCCUUAACGUGGAGGAAAAGCCUUUCAAGAGAAUCACAAAACGCGUCUCCGCGGUCUCGUCAUUAAUAUCAAAACUCCCCGACAACGAAGCACCAUCGGAUGGCACCUUACGGAGCACGGAGCAGCUCCAGGAGGACCUGACCCUCGACUUCGCCGCCUUCGACAGCAGCAUCGCGCGGCUGCAGUUCCUCCACGACGCCAACGCGCGCGAGCGCGCCCGCUACGACGGCGACAAGCAGCGGAUCCUCGACGAGUGCCAGGCGGUGCGCGACCGCAACGGGCAGCUGCGGGAGCAGCUCGAGGGCGCGCGGGCGACGCUCGCGCAGCGCAAGAAGUUUGACGAGCUGGCCGACAAGAUCACGUCGAACCGGCUGCUGCGGCCGCGCGAGGACCAGCUGGCGAACCUGGCCAAGCUGGAGGAGGAGUGCCGCGAGCUGGAGCGCGAGAGCGAGACGUACACGGAGACGUGGCGCGAGCGCCGCGACCAGUUCAACCGCAUCAUGGACGAGGGUAUGCUGCUGAGGCGGCAGAUCCGCGAUGAGAAGGAGGAGGUCGACCGGCGCGAGGGCAUGAACGAGGGCACCGAGGACGACGGGGCGCUGCCGGCGCCGACGCCGCGGCCGGAGAUGCAGGGCAGCGCCACGCCGCGGCCGGACGGCGCGGAUGCCGGUCUGCAAAAGGAGGAGGAGGAGGGCGGCGCUGCGGUCACGCCUGCGGGUGAUCAUCUGCAGGUCCCGGGUGUGUCGAGCGGCCGGGCAUCGAAGGCUGCCAGCGCAGCCGGCAGCGUGGCGGCCACGCCAAAGCCGGAGCAAGAAGAGAUGGACCACGAGGACGACAACGGGGAAGAGGACGGAGAGGUGUCUGGCAACGAGAUGGAUACGGAUGAGGCCCAUGAAGCUAGCAGCUCCUCAGAGCCAGAAACCGAAAAGAUGGAGGUCGACGACUAG
This is a messenger RNA of Cordyceps fumosorosea ARSEF 2679, 1005 nucleotides long. Its product is annotated as Tho complex subunit 7/Mft1p. The transcript has a single exon. NCBI's taxonomy places the organism in Eukaryota, Fungi, Ascomycota, Sordariomycetes, Hypocreales, Cordycipitaceae. The record is from RefSeq and is a predicted model, not a curated record. Gene Ontology annotation, biological process: mRNA processing. Bases 1 to 1005 code for a protein of 334 amino acids. Gene Ontology annotation, cellular component: THO complex part of transcription export complex.